GCUCACAGAUGUGACUCUACCUCUGAAUGAUCCCCAUUAUCCUGACCAUGAUCUUGGAAUCAUUUUGCUCUCAGUCAUCCUUACCCCUAAAGAAGGAGAACCCAGGGAUGUGACAAUGCUAAUGAGGAAGAGUUGGAAAAGAUCAAGUAAGGAGCUCUCAGAAAAUGAAGUGGUUGGAUCUUAUUUCUCUGUGAAGUCUUUCUUUUGGAGGACAUACGGCAGGCCUGCUCUUCCUGUCCUGGGCUUCUGCAGAGCAGAGCUUCAGAGUCCUUACUGCCCAAAUGCACAAUUUCAGACCCAGAGUUUACGUCUGUCAGACCAGCACAGAAAAUCACAUCUGUGGAGAGGAAUAGUCAGCAUUACCUUAAUUGAGGGGCGAGACCUCAAAGCGAUGGAUUCCAAUGGGUUGAGUGAUCCCUAUGUGAAAUUCCGGCUUGGGCAUCAGAAAUAUAAAAGCAAGAUUAUGCCAAAAACUUUGAAUCCACAGUGGAGGGAACAAUUUGAUUUUCAUCUCUAUGAAGAAAGAGGAGGAAUCAUUGACAUUACUGCAUGGGACAAAGAUGCUGGGAAAAGGGAUGAUUUUAUUGGCAGGUGCCAGGUGGACCUGUCCUCCCUCAGUAGGGAACAGACGCAUAAGCUGGAGUUGCAGCUGGAAGAGGGUGAGGGACACCUGGUGCUGCUUGUCACUCUGACAGCCUCAGCCACAGUCAGUAUCUCUGACCUCUCUGUCAACUCUCUGGAGGACCAGAAAGAGCGGGAGGAGAUACUAAAGCGAUAUGUACAGCCACUGAGGAUAUUUCACAACCUAAAAGAUGUGGGAUUUCUCCAGGUGAAAGUCAUCAGAGCAGAAGGCCUGAUGGCCGCUGAUGUCACAGGUAAAAGUGAUCCAUUUUGUGUAGUAGAACUGAACAAUGAUAGGCUGUUAACACAUACUGUCUACAAAAAUCUCAAUCCUGAGUGGAACAAAGUCUUCACAUUCAACGUUAAAGAUAUCCAUUCAGUUCUUGAAGUGACAGUUUAUGACGAAGAUCGGGAUCGAAGUGCUGACUUUCUGGGCAAAGUUGCCAUACCAUUGCUGUCUAUUCAAAAUGGUGAACAGAAAGCCUACGUCUUGAAAAACAAGCAGCUGACAGGGCCAACAAAGGGGGUCAUCUAUCUUGAAAUAGAUGUGAUUUUUAAUGCUGUGAAAGCCAGCUUACGAACAUUAAUUCCCAAAGAACAGAAGUACAUUGAAGAGGAAAACAGACUCUCUAAACAGCUACUACUGAGAAACUUUAUCAGAAUGAAACGUUGUGUCAUGGUGCUUGUAAAUGCUGCAUACUACGUUAAUAGUUGCUUUGAUUGGGAUUCACCCCCAAGAAGUCUUGCUGCUUUUGUGAUGACUGGACAGAUUUGCCGUGGGCAGGAACCUGCUGGAUUGUUCAAGGUCUGAGUCCAAGAAUAUACCCCCAGCCCUCCGAUUUCCGGAAUGCAAGACAUCUCAGCCAAUGUA
Molecule: messenger RNA, 1492 nt
Organism: Castor canadensis (American beaver)
Lineage: Eukaryota; Metazoa; Chordata; Mammalia; Rodentia; Castoridae
Source: RefSeq, a predicted model, not a curated record